UCGAAGGCAUGGAGGAGGUCUUACCGAAAGUUUAAGCUCCACACUCGUUUAGUUUACACGGAGGAAAACAACCAAAGAACGCAGAGAUUUGUAAAUCCUUUACGAGACGAGGUUCUUACCUUGCGACUUUGGAGUUUUAUUCUUUUCCGGAUUUAUCGUAGUCGCUUGGAAGUUCGUGUUUUUUGGGAACGGAGUUGGAAUUUUACCGUGUCGAAAAUGUCCUCUCCAACGCGGCCGCUGAGGGCUGCGAAGUAUGCAGUUGUUUGCCUUUUACUAUGGCGAGUGGAACUAAUACUUGGAAAUGGAGAAAAAUCACAUUCGUGUCCGUCUCCCUGCACAUGUAUAGAUACUUUAUUGGACUGCAGUCGACAAAAGUUGGGGAAAGUUCCUGAUAAUCUACCCCUGUGGAUCGAACAGUUGGACCUGAGCCAUAACAAGCUCCAGUCACUUGACGGUUCUUUGUUUGGGAAACUACAGCACCUAAGUGAAAUAAAGUUAAACAACAACGAGCUGGACGCUAUUCCUGAUCUGGGCCCGGUGGCAGGAAACAUCACAACUCUGAUUCUAGCAAACAACAAGAUCAGCAGGAUGUCCCCGGAGCACCUGAAGCCCAUGGCGGCCCUGGAGACGCUGGACCUUAGCAACAACAACCUGGCCGAGCUCCGCAGCGGAUCGCUACCCCCCCUGCCUCUCAAGAACCUGUACCUGAACAACAACCGGAUAUCUUUGCUGGAGUUGGGUUGCUUCGGGAACCUGUCCGCAACGCUCCAAGUUCUCCGGCUCAAUCGAAACAAACUCUCCAACAUCCCUGCCAAGCUCUUCCAGCUCCCCAAUCUGCAGCAUCUCGACCUGAGCCGGAACCGCGUGCGGCGUAUCGAGGGCCUGACGUUCCACGGGCUGCUCGGACUGCGGUCUCUGCGCAUGCAGCGGAAUGGCAUCACUCGCCUCAUGGACGGAGCGUUCUGGGGCCUCAGCAACAUGGAAGUCUUGCAGCUGGAGUACAACAACCUGACGGAGGUGAAUAAGGGCUGGCUCUACGGGCUCCUGACGCUGCAGCAGCUGCACCUGGCCCACAACACCAUCAUCCGGAUCCGCCCCGACGCCUGGGAGUUUUGCCAGGCGCUCAGCGAGCUGGACCUGAGCUCAAACCACCUGACCCGGCUGGAGGAGUCCAGCUUCGCGGGCCUCAGCGAGCUCGACCAGCUCCACAUCGGCAACAACAAAGUCAGCUUCGUCGCCGACGGCGCCUUCCGCGGCCUCUCGAGGCUACAGACCCUGGACUUGAAAAACAAUGAAAUCUCGUGGACCAUCGAGGACAUGAACGGCCCUUUCCGCGCCCUGGACAAGCUGAAGAAGCUAUUUCUGCAGGGAAACCGCAUCCGCUCCGUUACCAAGAGUUCCUUCUCUGGACUGAAAAUGCUGGAGCACCUAGACCUGAGCAACAACGCUAUCAUGUCCAUUCAAGUCAACGCCUUCUCUGAGAUGAAACUCCUCACUGAGCUCCACCUCAACACGUCCAGCCUGCUGUGCGACUGCCAGCUGAAGUGGUUCCCUCAGUGGGUGGCCGAGCACGCCUUCCUCCCGCUGGUCAACGCCAGCUGUGCCCAUCCCCAGAUGCUCAAGGCCAAGAGCGUCUUCAUCGUCGGCCAGGAGCAGUUUGUUUGUGACGACUUCCCCAAGCCUCAGAUCACGGUGCAGCCCGAGACCCAGUCGGCCAUUAAGGGCACCAACGUGACCUUCGUGUGCUCGGCAGCCAGCUCCAGCGACUCGCCCAUGACCUUCGCCUGGAAGAAGGACAACGAGAACCUGAACGACGCCGAGAUCCACAAUCAGGCGCACGUGCGGGCCCAGGGCGGCGAGGUGACCGAGUACACCACCACCCUCCAGCUCCGCUACGUGGACUUCUCCAGCGAGGGGAAGUACCAGUGCGUCAUCUCCAACCACUUUGGCUCGUCCUACUCAAACAAGGCCAAGCUCACCGUCAACAUGCUCCCUUCCUUCACCAAAAUGCCCAUGGACCUGACCAUCCGAGCUGGCGCGACUGCCCGACUUGAGUGUGCCGCAGGGGGCCAUCCCUCCCCUCAGAUCGCCUGGCAGAAGGACGGUGGCACUGACUUCCCCGCUGCCCGCGAGCGGCGAAUGCACGUGAUGCCCGAGGACGACGUGUUCUUCAUCGUGGACGUGAAAACUGAGGACAUUGGCGUGUACAGCUGCACUGCCCAGAAUACAGCCGGAGCCAUAUCUGCUAAUGCUACGCUAACUGUGUUAGAAACCCCCUCAUUCCUGCGUCCUCUGACCGACCGCACCGUUGCUAAGGGCGAGACGGCCGUGCUGCAGUGCAUCGCCGGGGGCAGCCCCCCUCCCCGCCUCAACUGGACCAAAGACGACAGCCCGCUGCUGGUCACCGAGCGCCACUUCUUCGCCGCCGGCAACCAGCUGCUCAUCAUCGUGGACGCGGCCGAGGGCGACGCCGGCAAGUACACGUGCGAGAUGUCCAACCCGCUGGGCACGGAGCGCGGUCACCUGCGGCUGGCCGUGCUGCCCAACCCCAACUGCGACUCCAGCCAGCCGCAGCCCACCACCACCAACCCGGACGAGGACGGCUGGACCACGGUGGGCAUCGUGAUCAUCGCGGUGGUGUGUUGCGUGGUGGGCACCUCGCUCGUCUGGGUGGUCAUCAUCUAUCACACGAGGCGGCGCAACGAGGACUGCAGUGUCACCAACACUGAUGAAACAAACCUUCCAGCCGACAUUCCCAGUUACCUGUCAUCUCAGGGAACGUUAGCAGAUCGCCAGGAUGGAUACGUGCCAUCAGAGAGCAGCAGCAACCAUCAGUUUAUGGCUCCUCCGAUGGGAGGCUUCUACAUGCAGCCUAAAGACAUGAACGGUCUAUGCCAACUGGAUACAGGAAGUGAAGCGGACAUGGAGGCGGCCAUUGAUCCUCUGCUUUGCCAUUACCAGGGCCCUAUUGGCUCGCUCCUUAAACAGGGGAACCUGUACGGACCAGACCCUACUGAUGUCUUCUCAGGCUGUGGCAUGGACCAGAGACCCAUGUGCAUCGACUCCUACAGUGGCAGCCUCAGCAGUGCCAAGAAGAGAGACUACUUUCCCUGCCCGUCCGGCUUGGGCGACUCCUACGACCACAUGGCCUCCAGCGUCCUCAUGCAGCUGCCCAGUGCCAGCCUACCGGGGACGCUGCACGCCCCGAACGACAGUGCUGCCCACCUGGCGGACCAAGACUGCGGCGACUACAGGCGGCCUCGUCCCCCCUCCAAUAGCUUCAUGGGUACAUUUGGGAAAGCUCCAUGGAGGCCUUCCAAACAACAGGUGUACCCCGGUUUCACAGCAACCGGGGUGACCCAAAAUGGGGUCACGCUCCACGAGAACCCCUACGCCGCGCUGGAAGCCGACUCUGGCCACGAGGAAGACAAGGACCCCGCCCCGAGAUACGAGGACGUCGUGCAGGACCAGAGCCUGGGCAUCUACGAGCAGCCAAUCGACAUCAACAGGACAGAAGGACCAUUUCAAGGACCCACACAGGCUAGCACGUAGCGACAUUGCUACAUUUCGCCAGCGAUGAACUCUUUUUGAUGGGACAUUAUUUCAGCCUUAGUUUUGAAAGAAGAUGACCAAAAAGACAAGACGUGCUACCUCAGUAUGGACACUUACACGUCCGGGACCCUUUUGGUGUUUGUGAAAGGAUGAAUGGACAAUUCUAUGUACGACCUUCUUUGUCUUUGUGAAAGGAUGAAUUGACAUUUGACAAUGACGUGUACGGACCUUUUUUGUCUUUGUGAAAGGAUAAAUGUGACUGCAUGGCGAAACCAGUUGCUUUGGUAAAAUUUACAAAAUUAAGUUAUUGUGCUCACAUGAACGACCAUAAACUAAGCUUUCCAACUAUAUGUACAUCGAGGGUAUCGCAAAAAGUAUUGCAUCCAAAGUUGGCACGGUUCUCCCGUCACGAUACGCCAGAAGAGGAGAAAAUCACCUUUUUAAGUGGCGUGGACAAAGGGAAUUUCUGCUAAUGUGUUGAAUCUUCACCUAAGUAAAGUCAGGGUCUAACAGUCAAAAUACAUGUUUUUCCGUGAAAUUUGUUCACAGUAUGAAAGUGUAGACCGUAUACUGUCAAAUUAUGCGAGAACGUGUAAUUCGACAUUUUAACCCGAACGUUUGUUUAUUGUGGAUUUUCUCAGAAUAGCACCGUGUGCAAAGCGACUGGUUUCGUCUUGCAGGGUCACAAAUGAACAAUUCCAUGUAUGGACCUUUUGUCAUUGUGAAAGUUAUGAAUGUAAACUGUUGAUAAGAAACCAUUCAAAGUAAAUGCAGACCUUACUGGGGUAUAGUAAUAAAGUCUUUUUUACUUUUGGGAAAUGACAUCAAUACAAGAUAUUGAAUAUAUAUAAAUAUAUAUAUAUACAUUUUUAUACAGGGUGUCCGCGGGGUCUUAAAAAGUCUAAAAAAGUCUAAAAUUACACAUUUUCGAUUUUAGGCCUAAAAAAGUCUAAAAUAUAGAGAUAUUUGCACUGUAAGUCUAAAAUUAAGUUUGGGUAAUUUAAGACCUACGUUUCAAUGCAAAAUAUCGACAAAGGACUAAUGUUUUUUGGUUUUGUUUUGCGUCCUUUUCCACGCUGUUGAAUGCUGCCCUUAAACUGUAUGCAAUGCGGGCUAGAAUUGCGAAACAUUAUUGGCUAAUUCUUGUAAUUGACACUUCUCUGGGCCAAUCGAAGGCUAGCACUUGCUUCAGUUCUCAAGUUGAAUCUUGAACACAGCGCCAAGUUGACGUUUGGAUAAGACGCCUGGCUACCGCGCCAGUCAUUAUGUCAGGGACGACACCGCGUUCGGUUCACAAAUAGGAACGUAGAGGUAAAGCGGCCCCUUCUAAGUGCAUUUAUUUCUUGGACCGAACGCCGUGGAGUCCAUUAUCCCACUUAUUCCAGUGUUACCAUUUGAUUUGUGUUACUUUCCUGUUAUGAUGUAAACGAAACAGAGACGGUGUAACUAGACAAUCUUUGGUUUAAAUCGCUAAAAAAUAUGUUGUCUUGUUAGUAGAACUAGGCUAGGCCUACUUUCCACCACAUAUCAACUUAUUUCUAAAGUUCUAUCUCUUUUCUAUGAACCUUUAGCUUUGAAACAUCAAUUGCCCUAUAUGCCAUCCAACUAGCUAAAAUCAACCACCGUCAUGUGCGACAAUGUUAUGUUCUGAACGUCUACAGCCUGGAUGCAACGUGACCGUUCAUUUUAAACUUCACAACGAGUUUGCCAAAUUACGGCCAACAAAUUGGAUCUAGGUCAUAGGUGUGCAAAUAACGUUUAAUGUACCCUCUGUAGAACGCAGGACGUGCAUUGAUUUGCAUUGAGCUCAAUAAGCAUCAAACAGAUUAAUAGGCUAACUGGAAAAAAACACCAUGCAAUAUCUAGCUAUGGUGAAGAAGAGUAUGUGAUGAUGUGGGGCUAUUUUAAUUUCUAAGGCCAAGGGAACUUUAUCAGGAUGCAUAGUAUCCUGGAUCCAUGAAAUAGCUGGCCUUUAAAAAUAAAAACAUAGGCAUAUAAAAAAAAAUCCUCCUGCACCUAUGGGAAUUGACAUAGGGGUCAAAACAGGCCUACUUACUGUAUGCCCCCUGUAUUUAAGUGAGAAAAUGUAUUCAUUUCAAUACAUUCUUCAUUUUUUGAAGAAAAUCCUUGAUUUUUACUCAUUUUUUUAAUUAAGGCAUGAAGAUGAUUUUCUAUUCCUUUUUAAAGUCAACUUAAGCAUGGGUUCAAAUGCGUAUUCUCCCCUGUGUGUGUGCGUGUGUGUAUGUUUGUGUUUACAUACAUCAUACAUGUAUAUAUAUUAUAUAUAUAUAUAUUAAUAUAAUAAUAUAAUAUAUAAUAAUAUAUAUAGUAAUACAUAACCCCCCCUGUUGGACACUGUCACCUUUUUUACACUGAGGGGUUUGCAGGUCUGGAUGCAGUAGCAAGUUUUUGAUUCUCUGUGUGCGAGCAAAUGUCAAUUGACCGCAAUCUGGCUUUGUUAUUUCUUUUUUUAAUAUUUCGUGAAGGUCUUAAAUUUAACCCAUGAUGGUCUAAAAAAGGUCUAAAAAAGUCUAAAAUUGCACUUGUUAAAACCUGCAGACACCCUGUUUAUACAAAGUCUAAGUAUAUUUUGUAAAUUAAUAGUGUACAUACAAGCCAUUAUUUUUGCUUACCUUUUUCCCUGAAAAUGUAAAGUUGUUGAAAUGUUGCGACCAAGUGUAUCCAGUUACUCAUGCUUAAGCUAUUUGCUGAGUAAAGCACUCUUUUGCACAUACCCAUAACCUAAUAAAACACCAUAACAUGUGCUGCUACG
Messenger RNA from Sardina pilchardus (European sardine), 6325 nucleotides. RefSeq names its product leucine-rich repeats and immunoglobulin-like domains protein 3. Gene Ontology annotation, molecular function: protein binding. NCBI's taxonomy places the organism in Eukaryota, Metazoa, Chordata, Actinopteri, Clupeiformes, Clupeidae. The coding region runs from base 217 to 3552 and encodes 1111 amino acids. The transcript is spliced from 19 exons. The record is from RefSeq and is a predicted model, not a curated record.